Durio zibethinus is the source of this 1234-nucleotide messenger RNA. NCBI's taxonomy places the organism in Eukaryota, Viridiplantae, Streptophyta, Magnoliopsida, Malvales, Malvaceae. The record is from RefSeq and is a predicted model, not a curated record.
CCCUUUUCUCUUUCCUUUAAGACGUCGUAAGUCUCGUUACUGACGAUAGUGUUUGGAGACUGCAGUUAAGUUCGUCGCUGAUUACGAUUUUUUUUUCCCAAAUUACAAUAAUACCAUUUUAUUUCUCUGUUUAGGUUUUUUGGGGAUUCUCUUUAGCUACCUGAUUUUUGUGUUUGUUUGAUGGGAAUAAUUUUCCGGGAUAAUAACUGGUCAUGGGAAAGUCGUCUUUCAAGGAUUCACUCAAAGCGCUCGAAGCUGAUAUUCAACACGCCAAUACUCUGAAGAAGUGAUUUUUUUUUCUUUCAAAAUAUAGCUGAGUACUUUUCUUCCCCAAAAAGGAAAAUUUCUACUCAAAAAAAGACCAAACUUGAAUGAAGAUCGAUGGAUUUUUCUCCAAUAAUUGUUGACUUUGUUGGGGUUGAUUGUUUCCGUACUUUGUGUUUGACAAUGAAAGAGGCUUUGGAUUAUCCAAGGGAGAAAGAUGGAGCACGUCUUCAAAUGAGACUGUCCUACAGUCCAGCAGCCCAGUUUUUCCUUUUCCUUGUUCAGUGGACUGAUUGUCAACUUGCUGGUGCUCUUGGUUUGCUCAGGAUACUUAUUUAUAUGACCUAUGCUGAUGGCAAGACCACCAUGUCUGUUUAUGAGAGAAAAGCCAGCAUUAGAGAAUUUUAUGCGGUUAUAUUUCCUUCUUUAUUGCAACUUCAAAGAGGUAUCACCGAUUUGGAAGAUAGGAAACAGAAAGAAGUGUGUGCCAUGAGGUACCGUAGGAAGGAUGACUUUGAAAAGGGGAAGCUCCCUGAAAUUGACAUAGAAAGGGAAGAGGAGUGUGGGAUUUGCAUGGAGAUGAAAGGCUUGGUUGUAUUGCCUAAUUGCAUCCAUUCUCUGUGUUUGAAGUGUUAUCGGGAUUGGCAUGGCCGGUCUCAGUCAUGUCCCUUUUGUCGGGAUAGUCUCAAAAGGGUCAACUCUUGUGACCUUUGGAUUUACACAGAAAAGAGUGAUAUUAUUGAUUUAUCAUCGAUUCUCAGAGAGGAUUGUAAGAGGCUCUUCAUGUACAUUGAUAAAUUGCCUCUUGUUGUCCCCGAUCCUGUAUUUGUUCCCUUUGAUGUUCAUGUUAGGUGAGUGCUUUAAUACAGGGCAUUAUCACUGCCUGUAUAUAACUAGCAUGGCUGUAUAUCCAUAUGAAACAUACCAUUUUGAAAUGUAAAUGCUUUCUGGCUAUGUCUCUGAGUGGUUU